GGGAGGCGGGGCCGGGCCGGGCCGGGGCGGGACAGGCCGGGCCGAGCGGGCCGGGCGGGCGAGCGGACCGGGCCGGGCGGCGGACGGCGGCAUGGAGCGGGAGUGCCGCGUGCUGUCCAUCCAGAGCCACGUCGUCCGCGGCUACGUGGGCAACCGCGCGGCCGCCUUCCCGCUGCAGGUGCUGGGCUUUGAGAUCGACGCGGUGAACUCCGUCCAGUUCUCCAACCACACGGGGUACGCACACUGGAAGGGGCAGGUGCUCACCUCGGGGGAGCUGGAUGAGCUCUACGGGGGCCUGCGGCUGAACCAGGUGAACCAGUACGACUACGUGCUCACAGGGUACACUCGGGACAAGUCCUUCCUGGCCACGGUGGUGGACAUCGUGCGGGAGCUAAAGCAGCAGAACCCCAGGCUGGUCUACGUGUGUGACCCAGUGAUGGGGGACAAGUGGGACGGCGAGGGCUCCAUGUACGUGCCUGAAGACCUGCUGCCCGUCUACAGGGACAAGGUGGUGCCCAUGGCAGACAUCAUCACCCCCAACCAGUUUGAGGCCGAGCUCCUGAGCGGCCGGAAGAUCCACAGCCAGGAAGAGGCUCUGCAGGUGAUGGACAUGCUGCAUUCCAUGGGCCCCAACACUGUCGUCAUCACCAGCUCCGACCUGCCGUCCCCGCGGGGCAGCGAGUACCUGACGGCACUGGGCAGUCAGCGGAUCCGGAACCCUGAUGGCUCGGUGGUGACGGAGCGAAUCCGCAUGGACAUACACAGAGUGGACGCUGUCUUUGUGGGCACCGGGGACCUCUUUGCCGCCAUGCUCCUGGCCUGGACACACAAGCACCCCAACAACCUCAAGGUGGCCUGCGAGAAGACCCUGUCGGCCAUGCACCACGUCCUGCAGCGGACCAUCCAGUGUGCCCAAGCCCAGGCGGGGAAGGGGCAGAAGCCCAGCCCUGCGCAGCUGGAGCUGAGGAUGGUGCAGAGCAAGCGCGACAUCGAGAGCCCCGAGAUCGUGGUGCAGGCUGCCGUGCUGUGAGCCGCCCCUGCACCCGUGACGUCGGUCCCGGAGCCACGGUGAUGCAAUCCCUCUCGUGCGUGUCCAGCGUCGCCGGUGUCCACCAUGCCGUGCCGCCCUGCUUCCUCCACCAGCCAACGACCCCAGAUGCGUGUUGAGACUGCGCCCACCCCGCAGACCCGUGUCUGCCCGCCGCCCCUCCGCAGGUCGUGCCGAGGGCCGUGUCUCUGCAGUCCCUGUCCCUUACCGUGCUCCCCGGGGCUCUCACGUGGGUGGCGUCAGGCAGAUCUCCCUGACCAGGGGUGACUGCUCAGCCACGUGAGGUCCCAUGUGAGGUUUUUGUCUCUGCUUUCCUGCUGAGCCCUUCCCGAAGGGCGGGGGACAGCGUGGCCUGUGGGGUUCCUCACCCACCAGAGAGUGACAGGACAGCUUCAGCCUGCCAGGGGCCACACACCGCAGGUGGCCUGCUGCUGGGCGGGGACGCUAGGGCGACACCGUCCUGUGUGGCCCCAGCGAGACUCCCCUCACUCUGGGCUUUGGUCCUGCACCCCCCACCACCCCACCCCAGCAAGCAGGGACCUGGGGCUUCCUGGAGCCUGUGAUGUGCAGGGUCCCGUGGGUGGGGCUCUGGGGACCCUGUCUGACAUUCCAGUUGCACACGGCGCUGUGGCAGCCUGGGGUCCGAGCAUACACCUGCCCACAGGGCCUGGAUUCUCCCAAGGAAACCCCUUGUCCCAGGUGGUGGGUUUUGACACAGGUUGGGGCCAAAUUGUAAACAGUCUUCUCUCUCGCUGCUUACGUGCGUUCUGGAGCAAGGGCGCCUCUGCCUGCUGCUAGCACACGAUCCUGCCCGUCCGCCCGCCCUCCCGCUGCCCGGCAGACCCACGUCACUGCUCUCCUGCUGGUUUUCUAACUCAGUUUCUCAGUCCUCGCGUCAUGCUCGUAAGGUGACUGCUGCCUAUCCAUCGUGCAAUACACGUCAGUGAUACA
Molecule: messenger RNA, 1999 nt
Organism: Sorex araneus (European shrew)
Lineage: Eukaryota; Metazoa; Chordata; Mammalia; Eulipotyphla; Soricidae
Gene: PDXK
Product: pyridoxal kinase
Exons: 11
Coding region: 92-1030 (312 amino acids)
Biological process (GO): pyridoxal 5'-phosphate salvage
Cellular component (GO): cytosol
Molecular function (GO): pyridoxal kinase activity
Source: RefSeq, a predicted model, not a curated record